Megalops cyprinoides (Indo-Pacific tarpon) is the source of this 4226-nucleotide messenger RNA. RefSeq names its product cingulin (gene cgna). Lineage: Eukaryota; Metazoa; Chordata; Actinopteri; Elopiformes; Megalopidae. Gene Ontology annotation, cellular component: myosin complex. The transcript has 21 exons. The record is from RefSeq and is a predicted model, not a curated record. The coding region runs from base 186 to 3938 and encodes 1250 amino acids.
UUGUACCAACGGAGCAAUUUGUCUCCCUCAAAUAAACGAAAAAACACUAUUGGAUGUAUGCAGUUAUCACAUUCAUGAGCAGCACUGGAGUUGAUUAAAAGUAAAAUUCACUAGACGGGACACCUCCAGAGGACCUAAAGCUGUUAAAGAAAUUAGCUGAGGAUUUGGACUUUGACAGCAGCAGAAUGAGCACCCCGUCCUCAGAAAGACAGACCCCCCUGGACUACGGUGUCCAGAUCCGCUUCAUCAAGGACCUCCAUGACACCGGAGGGGGAAUUCCAGUGGGGGCUCGGGGCGCUGGCAAAGGCACCUCCAGCUCCCACUCGUCCAAGUACGGGGUGGCGGUCAGGGUGCAGGGCAUAGCAGGACAGCCGUAUGUGGUACUCAAGGAAGGGGAGAAGGGGGACUCGUACGGGGUGCAGCUGAAAUCCGAACCCCGGAGCACCAGCUCCCCCCAGGCAUACAACAGCCUGCCCAGGAGGAGAGAAGAAGGGAGGGGCCCUGACUCAUACACAGCUACAGGAGAGCACAGCUCGCUGCGCCGGGCGCAAUCCCAGGGUUCCCUGCUGGAGAGGGAAACGGGAGAGGACUAUGGAGGCCAUCUCAGGAGACCCCCCGGGGAUGGGCGAUCGGGGAGCUAUGGGAAUUUGGAUGGAGGGAUCGGGAUAGGAGGAGAGAGGGAAAGAGGGAGCGUAGAGCCCCAGCCGUAUCAGGCAGGGAUGAAUGGGUCGCUAGGCACAGGUGGAGGGCGAGAGGCGAGUCACUACACGUCCGUGGAGUCCUUCCCAGACCCUCCACCUCCGAUGACGUCCGCGGAAGAGCCUGCUCAGGUCAUUGACACCAACUCACUAGCCCCCAUCAACAGACUCAUCAGCAAGUUUGACGGCGGCAGUCCCAGCGGUCCAGCGAGGGGGCCCUCGGGAGCGCGGGUGCGGAUGAAUUCGGAGGAGCGCAAACGCUCCCGCAGCCUGGACGCUCGCGACAACGCCCCAGAGAUGGCGGUGUCCCCCUCCCUUCCUUCUUCUUCCCCAAACCCCUACAGUUCCCCGCCAUCAUCCACCACUUCCUCCUACAGCAGCCUGGGGCGGAGCUCGGGCUCGGUGGCUAAAGUUGUAGCCCUCCCAGCUCCUACGCCGGCCUGCACCUGGGCAGCAGGGAGGUUUGUUACCAGGGAGCAGCUGCCAGUCACUCAGACAGAGACUCAGGUGCCUCCCGACCUGCUCAUGGACCAAGGUCAAAGUUCAGAGUUCAUGACUGAAGAGGAACGAACCAAACACAUAAUCUACAGCAUCUUGAGGAUGGGGACCAAUGAGAGUGAAUCAGCCACCAAACACAAAGUCAGCCUAGUCUUUGAAAAGAUUCAAGGUCUGAGGGCCAGCGAGGGCGCCAGUGAGGCAUGGAGGACGGAGAAGAGGGAUCUGGAGAUGCGGCUGGCGGGGCUGCAGUCCGCUCUGGAGGAGGAGAGGCGGAGCUCCCAGAUGGCCAGCACCGACCAGACCCUGAAGGCAGAGCUGGAGGACUGUCUGGAUGAGAACCUGCAGUUGCAGGAACAGCUGGACAGGAAGAAGACAGAGCUGCACCAGACACACAGCGAGCUGACCCAGCUGCGGAUGGACAGGGAAUCCGCCGAGGCACGGGUUCGAGAGCUGGAGGACCGGCUGACGGGGCUGCAGGAGGAGCUGAGGAAGGAGUCAGACGGCCGAGCGCAGUCUGACUCGCUGCAGACGGACCUCAUGUCUGUGCGAGCCGAGCUGGCGGAGGCGGCCAUGCUGCGGCAGCGGCAGGAGGAGACCCUGCGGCAGCGAGAGAGGGAGCUGACCGCCCUGAAGGGGGCGCUGAAGGACGAGGUGGCCACGCACGACCGGGAGAUCGAGGCCCUGAGGGAGCAGUACAGCCAGGACAUGGAGAGACUGAGGAGCAGUAUGGAGCAGGUCUCACAGUCGCAGCAGCAGAUAGAGGCGGAGCGUCAGCGGGUGAACGCGAGCAUGCGCUCCAUGCAGCAGCAGCUGGAGGACUGCAGGGAGGAGGGUGGCCACUGGAGGGAGCAGUUCCAGUCUACCAGGGAGGAGCUGCGCACCACCAAGCAGGAGCUGCUGCAGGCCCGUCUGGAGAAGGAGGAGUUUGAGGAGGGGCUGAAGGAGCUGCAGGAGAGGCUGAACACCGUGAAGGAGCAGAUCCCUGACCCCAGCCACACCAGUGCCCUCACAGAGGACCUGCAGAACUGCCGUGCAGACCUCAAGCUGGCCCAGUCGCAGCUGGAUAAACUGAGGCUGGACUUCGAUAAGAGGGGCAUGGAGCUGAUAUCCGUGAAGAAAUCAAAUCAGGAGCGAGAGGAGGAGCUGAAGUACGAGAUCGGCAGGCUGAAGGACCAGUCACGGAAAGAUAAGGAGGAGCUCGCAAAGGCACUGGGGAAAGUAAAGCAGCUGCCGGACCCCUCCAAGGUACAGGAACUGCAGCAGGAGCUGCUGCAGGCCCGCGGGGAGGCGGAGCGUCUACGGGGCGGCCUGGCCGGCACGGAGCAGGAGCUGCAAACGUACAGGGAGCAGCUGGCCAGCGCGCAGUCCGAGCUGCAGGUGCACAGGGACUCGCAGAAGGACCUGGAGGAGGCCAACACGCGCAUUAGAGAGAAGAUAGCCCGUCUGGAGGCACACCUUCAGUCCAGCGCAUCCCAGAGCAUGGAGAUGGAGCAGGCGCUGGAGGAGCAGAACCGGAGCCUGCGGGUCCAGCUGGAGGAGUCCCGGCGCGCUGCGACCCGACUGGGACAGGAGCGUGAGGAGCUGAGCCGCCGUCUGGAGGAGAGGGAGCGAGAGAGAGAGGCGCUGCGCAGGAGCAUCACUGAGCUGGAGGACCAGAAGAGAGUGCUGGACCGCACCCUGGACAAAACCAACAAGGAGAUGGAGCAGCUGAGCGCGGAGUCCCGGCAGUCGGUGCAGGCCCUGCAGGCGCAGCUGGAGGAUCAUCGGGAGCGCAGUAAGAGGGAGCAGCAGGAGGCGCAGCGGCAGGGCAAGGAGAGGCUGGCUGAGCUGGAGCGCAUGCAGGCCAGCUGGAGGAGUCUGCAGGAGGAGGUGUCCCGUCUGAAGAAGGAGCUGCUGGCGUGCUGUGAGGAGAGAGAUAACGCCCAGCUGGACAAGGAGCUGCUGACCAACCGCCUCAAGCACGUGGAGGGCGAGCUGGAGGCUCAGAGAGGCUCCCACACGGACCGCAGCAGAGAGAUCAGGAGCCUGGAGGACAAAGUGAAGCACCUGGAGAUGGAGCUGGAUGAGGAGAGGAACAGCGUGGAGCUGCUGACUGACCGCAUCACACGCAGCCGAGACCAGAUUGACCAGCUGCGCUCAGAGCUGAUGCAGGAGAAGUCAUCCAAGCAGGACCUGGAGCUGGACAAGAAUGCCUUGGAGAGACAGAUGAAGGAGCUGAAGGCGCGCAUGGCGGAGAUGGAGGGCCACUCGCGCUCCUCGGCGGGAGUGUCGCAGCUGGAGGGCAAAGUGCUGGAGCUGGAGGAGCGGCUGCACAGCGAGGAGAGGGAGAAGAACAGUGUGGUGGCAACUCAGCGUCGCUUGGAGAGGAAACUGAAGGAGCUCAACAUUACACUGGAUGAGGAAAGACAACAGCACUCUGAACAGAGAGACCAGCUGACCCUGCGCGUGAAGGCGCUGAAGCGGCAGGUGGACGAGGGCGAGGGCGAGGUGGAGCGUCUGGAGGGCCUGCGCAGGAAGGCUCUGAGGGACAUGGAGGAGCAGCUGGAGCUGAAGGAGGCUCUGCAGGCCCGCGUCGCCGCCCUGGAGGCCGAGCUCAAACGGAAGGUCCAGCAGACUCGGCAUCCUGCCUUGGACUCCUCUGCUCUUAGCUCCGAGGAUGAGGAGGAUGAAGAGGGAUACUAUGACCCCUCCAGCAUCACUUCCAUCUUAACCGAAGGCAAUCUUCAGACCAGCUCCUGUUGAAGAGAGAGAGUGGUGUGGAGCAGACUGCGCUGAGAUGGGGAGAGUGGGAAUAACAAAUCUGUUAAACUGAGGGAGGGAGGGAACAAUGGGUAUAGUGUAGACUACACUGAAAGGGCAGGGGAAAUAAUAGGUGAAGAGUAGAUUACACUGAGAGGAUAAAUAUUAGGUACAGAGCAGACUACACAGCAGGAGGGAGUAACAGGUACAAAGUACACUACACUGUUGGGGGAGGUAACAGGUACAGAAUACACUAUAAUGAGGGAGGGAGGAAGUAACAGGUACAGAAUA